This is a messenger RNA of Neoarius graeffei (lesser salmon catfish), 2520 nucleotides long. It is a transcript of the gene pth2rb, whose product is annotated as parathyroid hormone 2 receptor b. Gene Ontology annotation, biological process: cell surface receptor signaling pathway; adenylate cyclase-modulating G protein-coupled receptor signaling pathway. NCBI's taxonomy places the organism in Eukaryota, Metazoa, Chordata, Actinopteri, Siluriformes, Ariidae. The record is from RefSeq and is a predicted model, not a curated record. Bases 1 to 2520 code for a protein of 839 amino acids. Gene Ontology annotation, cellular component: plasma membrane. The transcript has 17 exons. Gene Ontology annotation, molecular function: G protein-coupled peptide receptor activity; parathyroid hormone receptor activity; peptide hormone binding.
AUGGUUCCUACAGGACUUCGCAACAUCAGCAGGAUCGGCAGGACAGACAGGAUGUUCGCCCUCGCUCUGGAUCACAUGAGCGCUAUGCUCGUGGCUACAGCCCAUCACCCAGGGACUACACUCGCCGUGGUCGUUCUCCUGAGCACAUUAAGGACCCCAACUACCAUCACUCGCCAGGAUGUGUAUGUUUCUACUCUCCAUCUCCUGCACAGUCGAACAAGGUGCCCCGCUGGACUCUAUAGGUUCCAUCUCUGUCAGUUUGAGCAUUGCUCACCAGCCCAUGACAUAUACUCUUCAGGUGGAGUAUCAGAGAGCCCACAAAACUAUGGCUCAGAACUGGUGACACGGCUGGAUACAGUGUUUCAGGCUGUUCGCUCUAAUUGUGAAGAACAGAGACUCAAGCGUGAGUAUUACUACAAUAAACAGGUGCGGUUUAAACCGUAUCAGAAUGGGGAUCUGGUGUGGAUAGAUGAUCCGACCACCCAAAGACAAAAAUUUUCUCCAAAUUGGACUGGACCCUACCAAGUGGUGUCCUCAAAUGAUAAGGGACUCAUUUACAAACUGUUGGAUCUAAACCGUCCACAGAGGGAGCCCAAAGUGAUUCAUUAUGAUCAUCUGAAACCAUAUAGGAGCACCUGGGAGGCAUCAACUGCACUGGGAAAUCACACUACUCUCCCCAGAUAUCAGUCAGACACUGGAACAAUGUGCCUGCGCAUAGUGAAGUCCAUGGCUACUGACGGUGAUUUCAGCAUGCUGAAGGUGCUGUGUGUCCAAGUUUUGCUUUGGAGUUUAGUCAAGGCGCAGUUGGUGGAUCCUGAUGUGGGACUCACUGCACAAGAACAGGUUCUCCUGCUGUAUGACGUUAAACUGCAAUGUCUCCAGAACCUUUCUGAACAUGAUCCUGAAGAUGACAUGUGUGCCCCUGGAUGGGAUGGGCUCAUUUGCUGGCCUCAGGGUUCUUUAGGGACCCUCACCAAAGUGCCAUGCCCCAGAUACAUCUAUGAUUUCAAUCACAAUGGCUAUGCAUACCGUAAGUGUGAUAUGAAUGGAACAUGGUUCUCGCUGGAGAACCGAACCUGGGUAAACUAUUCUGAAUGUCUGUGGUUCCUGACAUCAGGCAAGGAAAGAGGCAAGAAGGACUUUUUUGAGAGACUGCACAUCAUGUACACUGUUGGCUAUGCUGUAUCCUUCAGCUCGUUGCUGGUAGCCAUUUUUAUCAUCGGUUACUUCAGGCGUCUUCACUGCACCAGAAACUAUAUUCACAUGCACCUGUUUGUGUCCUUCAUGCUGCGUGCUGUCAGCAUUUUUGUGAAGGACCUGGUGGUGGAUGCCAAUGGUGGCAUGCAGCAGUACGAUGCGGUGCUCAUGGACAACAUCAAUGCGGUUUCCAUUCGUCCUCUGGACAAGACUCAGUAUGUUGGCUGUAAAAUCACUGUACUGCUGUUUAUCUACUUCCUGGCUACAAAUUACUACUGGAUCCUGGUGGAGGGACUUUACUUACACAGCCUCAUUUUCAUGGCUUUCUUCUCUGACUCCAAGUACCUCUGGGGCUUCACACUUAUAGGAUGGGGUGUUCCUGCUCUCUUUGUGUCAGCUUGGGCUGUUGUCAGGGCUAUUUUGGCAGAUGCACGGUGCUGGGAACUGAGUGCAGGCAAUAUUAAAUGGAUUUACCAGGUCCCUAUUCUGACAGCAAUUGGACUCAACUUUAUUCUGUUUGUGAAUAUCGUGCGAGUUCUGGCCACCAAGAUCCGAGAGACGAAUGCAGGCAGAUAUGACACUCGCAAGCAGUACAGGAAACUGGCGAAAUCCACACUGGUGUUGGUGCUGGUGUUUGGGGUGCACUACAUUGUGUUUGUGGGGAUGCCACACACUUUUACCGGUCUGGGGUGGGAGCUACGCAUGUACUGUGAGCUAUUCUUCAAUUCUUUUCAGGGAUUUUUUGUGUCCAUCAUUUACUGCUUCUGCAAUGGGGAGGUCCAGACAGAGAUACGAAAGACAUGGCAGCGUUGGACAUUAGCAUUCGACUGGAAGGGUCCGGUUGUGCUGGUUAAUUAUCGCUACCGAUCAGUGUUGACAAGUGUAAACAGCAACAGCAGUGUUCAGUCCCAGGUCCCAGCCCUAAUGACUAACCGAGUUUUUCGCUCAUCUGGACGAACAAGCAGCACUUGCAUCUCACGCAGCAUGUGUACACACUCACACCUCACCCUGCCUGGCUACGUCUUUAGCAACUCCGAUGCUGAAAGUCUGCCUCAGUCCAUCCCAGAGGAGAAUGAGGAUGAAGCAAAACAUGUUGAUGACAUCACACUUAGGGAAAACACAAGAGUUUUUGCAAGAGAUGGUGCCAAAAUCUCGGAUGACAUCAUUCUGGAAGGAGAGGGCAAGAACAUCAAUACAUUCAGAAAGGUUGGGGGGUUUGUUGAUGUUCCUUUCAGAGAGAAUGCCAGCUGUGCUGGGGACAUCAUACUGAAGGACUCAGUGCAGUACAAUAGUUUCGAUCAGGAGGAAGAACUGGAGUUAUAG